AUGCCUCCCAUCCCAAUUCAUACCGAAAGCCCUAUCACGGCAGAAAAGCCGUCAGGAAUUACUCCCAAGACGGCGCACUCUGACAAUCCAGCGGCAUCAGCUGCAGCACCGGCUAGCAAUGAAGUCCCUACCUCUACGUAUCCAGUAGCUCAGCCAGGAGCCCGUCCGUCCAUGCCAGCUCCAACCGGAGCACCGCAACCACCAAAUAUCCAGCCCACCCCGACCCGGACAGUCGCAGACCCGAGUCCUCCAGCUCCGCAGCCCGGAGCAGUACCGGAGCCGCAAACCGGAUCUUACUUACCACCACCACCUAAAGUCGGUGAGACGCUGCGCGAUACUCAGACGCAGGCUACACCAGUGCAAAUGCCUCCCCAGAUGUCAUAUGCGCCGCUAUCUAGUGGAACGGAGUUCGCCGCCGCUCGCUCGUCGACUAUAACGGCGCCUGGUCCGUCCCCAAUGGCUGGCUUGGGCCCCACGGCCGUGCUGAGCGGAGGCUCCGGCAGCGACUUUUCUCAUCCACCGGGAUACCAUCAGAACGUGCACGCGUCUGAAUUCUCAAGUUCACAGCGUGCAGCACACGAGGCCUCAGUGGCACAGGAGCGCAGACCAUCCUUGAUAGGGGACGACGAAGGCGAAGGAGUCUGGUCGGCUGCCAAGAAGUGGGCAUCGGCUGCUGGCGACAGUCUUGCUGCAGCCGAGAAUGAAGUGUGGAAGAGGAUCAACAAGGAGAAAUAG
This is a messenger RNA of Fusarium sp. VM40, 735 nucleotides long. Lineage: Eukaryota; Fungi; Ascomycota; Sordariomycetes; Hypocreales; Nectriaceae. The record is from the annotation of a GenBank genome assembly.